UGUUUCAUCAAUACAGAAAAUAUUGAACUAUCAAUCUGUAAGGUCUUGUGAUCAGAUAUUGUGAAAGUCAUGACCAGAUCAAAAAAGCAAGACUCUACCACUCACUGACAAAUUUCGGGAAGGUUUAUAGAAUUGCUAGGGAACUCACUUUCGCGGAUAAUCCGCACCGCUGAUCAAUCGCUCACGGAUAAUCGAGGUUCUACUGUAGUUGAUAAUCAAAUACUGGACCAAAAAAGUCACAUGUUUUCGUGUUUUCUACACAUAUGUGCUUCGUCAUUAAUAAUCUUGAUUUUAAAUGUAAACGUCUAUGCGUCACACAGUCACUACAGAUCCGAGACACGCGAUUUUUUUUCCAAAUAGCGCUUAAAAUCAUCAAUUACUCAAUGGACGUGCUGGAUUGGUAGCCAAAAACCAUCAUACCAAAUACGUCAAUUUCAGCAUUUAAAACCAAAUAUUAAUUGAUAGGUUCAUUGAUACUGUAACGAAUCCUGUUUGAAUUCCCAAUUAUCUAAUGCUAUUCCUGAAUCAUACCGUCUGGACUAUUCUCGUCUGGAAAAUCAACGACAUAUUCGAACGCUCGUGUAGGGUAUAGCUAAUGCUUUUGUAGUCGCGAGAUACUUACAAGGUUCAGGCAGCGAAUUUUUUUCAUCUUCAAUGUUCAUAUUAUUUGGGAAAGAUGCAGUGGUUUCAGUCAACAAGUUCGAAAGUUGCAUCGUGAGAAUAGCUAAAACAAUGGAACAUUUACGCGUAAGUCGGAAAACAAAAUAUAACUGGCGACUGUUUACACUGACAAUUCGGAUGACGUCAUCAAAAAAAAAAGUCACAGGAGGGUUGUGUCCGAGACACGACCGCAUAGUUGACGUAGGAUUCCGUUGGGCUAUAUGUUGAUUUUGGAUACGUUUGAAGAAUUACAUCGUUAAACUCUUUGAUAAUGAUUUGAUGGCCCUGAAAAGGGCAAUUUUGUUUGAUUGUUGGAUAUUGUUAGUUCACUCCACCAGUGUUUACCGAGUAGUGAUGACAGAAAGAUGGUAAACAGUCGUUGGAUGGUGCGUAUCAGAUAAAAGAUACCGAAGUGGAACGAGAUAUGAUGAAAACCGCCCUCUGUGAUCCUAGACGAGAUGCCUCCUAUGCCUGGAAUACAACGCCAUCCGCCAUCUUAUUGGGAUUCUUUGUUCCUGCAAGGAAGAAUCUGGAAUCGAGGCUUCAUUCCUUUGUUCCUGAAAAAAGUGGUGGAUCAUUAUUUCGGAAAUUUAUCCGAACAAUCGGCUGAGAAUCCGGCUCCGGAGAAUAAUUUCGUAAAUUCAAUAAUUCCGUCGGCAAGGGUCGUACGGCUGUAUCGGUGAGUCAUUUUGAUCUUAUUAUUUUUUUUUUUAUUGUGAGAGGCUAAUUAGUUUUUUUAUUUAAUUUUGUUUGCCUCGUGUUUUCCAAAUAAACGAAUUCUUCGAAUAUUCCGAAGAUUUUUUUUUUCAAAUUUUCUAUAAAAUGAGCCAAGGUAUGGCAUCUUCAAUCGAACCGUAUCGUAAAGGUACGUCGUUCGGGGACUGGGCGGAUCGUUUGGCGUACACGUUCGACGCUAAUGACUUGUCAGCCGCUAAACGGAAGUCCCAUUUUAUGAACCUUUGUGGUCCAUUUGUGUAUUCACAAUUGAAGUUAUGUUAUAGAAAGGAUGAAUUAGAUUCGGCUAACUACGAUGAAAUUGUCGUAAAAUUGAAACAAAAGCUAGAUAAAACAGAACCAGAUUUGGUUCAUCGCUUUCGCUUUAGUCACAGGGCUCAGCAGCCCGAUGAGUCGGCUGAAGAUUUCGUACAAGCAGUAAAGCUUCAGGCGGAAUUUUGCGGUUUCGGUGAAUUUAAAAACGUUGCAAUUCAAGACAGAGUGCUAGCUGGUCUCCGGGAUGAGGACUUGAAGCAAUUAUUAUUGAAGGAAGAAAGUUUGAUAAUAGAAAAAAUGGAUAAACUUAUUACAACAUGGAAUAUAGCAAAGAAUAAUGAGCAUACAUUCAAUAAUAAUUCGAACCGUUUUGUACAGCAAAGUUAUUAUCCUUACGAACAAAGAGUGAAUCAAAUUAGACGUCCGAUUCAACAAAGGUUGGGUUUUCCCACGAACAAUAAUUUGAAUAGGGAUUCUUUUGCUCAAAGGAACAAUGCCAUAAAUGGUGUGAAUAAGUUUCAACACAACAAUUCACGGAGAAUUAAUGGGUACAACAAUAGAAACAAUUACAACAAUGGGAAUGGACGGAAUAAUUUCUACAGGUUUAAACAUAAUUAUGCUGACAUGAUAUGUGAUCACUGUUGGGUCAACGGGCACAUAAAAAGGAAGUGUUUCGCUUUGAAAAAUUUGAAGAGAGAUGCGGUGAAGUUUGUAGAUACGACUAAACCAGGAACGAGUGGAGAGCAACAGCUGAUAUCCUUGUUGGGAAAAAUGACGACUACUGACAGUGACGACGACUUCGAGGAGUGGAAUCCAGGUGAAUUAGAAUGCAUGCAUAUUGGGUCCGUAAAUAAAAUUAGUGAACCUUGCUUGAUUAAUGUCUUAAUUGAAAAUAUAAUAAUUAAAAUGGAAGUUGAUUGUGGGUCAACGGUGACAGUAAUGGGCAAAAAUAAAUAUUACAAUAUAUUUAGAAAACCUUUAAAUAAUUCUAACAAACAACUUCAGGCGGUGAACGGCUAUAAACUAAAAGUUGAAGGUGAAAAAAAAUGUGUUAGUUAAACUGAAUGGUAUUGAACAUAGCUUGAAAAUUAUUGUUUUAGACUGUGAUUACAGUUUUAUUCCUUUAUUUGGCAGAAAUUGGCUCGAUGUGUUCUUUCCUCGAUGGAGGCAAUUUUUUUCUAAUGAAAUUUUGUUACACGAACAAGUGAACAGCUUAAAUACACUUAAUUUGAAUAAUGAGGUUACACAAAUUAAAAAUAUUUUUGCAGAAGUGUUCAUUAAAGAUUUUUCGACACCGAUCAAUUGUUUUAAAGCGGAUUUGGUGGUAAUUAGCGAGAUUCCAAUUUUCAAAAAGGCCUAUGAAGUACCUUAUAGGUUAAGAGAUAAAGUUUUAGCCUACUUAAAUAAAUUAGAAAAAGAGAAUGUGAUAACUCCGGUAGAAACCAGCGAGUGGGCAUCACCUGUGAUUGCAGUAAUGAAGAAAAAUGGACAGAUUAGACUCGUUAUUGAUUGCAAAGUGUCGAUUAAUGAAGUGUUAAUACCGAACACAUAUCCUUUACCAUUGGCUAGCGAUUUAUUUGCUAAGUUGGCAAAUUGUAAGGUAUUUUGUUCGUUGGACCUUGAAGGAGCGUACACACAGCUUGCUUUAAAUGAACGGUCAAGAAAAUUUAUGGUUAUCAAUACUAUUAAAGGCUUAUUUAUAUAUAAUCGUUUACCACAGGGUGCUUCUUCUAGUGCAUCAAUUUUCCAACAUGUUAUGGACCAGGUGUUGGAUGGAAUAUUCAAUGUUUAUUGCUAUCUUGAUGAUGUUUUAAUUGCAGGUAAAGACCUGAAUGAUUGUCGUAAUAAGCUGGUAAUCGUUUUAGAAAGGCUUGCAAAGGAAAAUAUUAAACUAAAUUUUGAGAAAUGCAAAUUUUUUGUUCCGGAAUUGAAAUAUUUGGGACACGUUAUUAGUGCAAAAGGUUUAUUACCUAGUCCAGAUAAAAUUUUAACUAUACAAGAAGCAAAAUUACCUAAAAAUAUAAAUGAGUUGAAAUCAUAUUUAGGCCUGAUCAACUAUUACAAUAGAUUUGUGGCUAAUAUGUCUUCCAAGUUGUAUUAUUUGUAUAACUUGUUGAUGAAGAAUGUUAAAUUUGUUUGGGACAAUAAUUGCGAAAAAGCUUUUCAAGAUAGUAAUCAAUCAUUGAUUUCAGCCAACAUUUUAGAAUUUUACGAUCCUAGGAAGGACAUUGUUGUUGUGUCAGAUGCUUCGGACUAUGGUCUUGGUGGCGUAAUUGCGCAUAUAGCUAUCAGUUUAGCUUCAGCUUCUUUUACGUUAAAUGACGCGCAGAAAAGGUAUCCAAUUCAUCAUUUAGAAGCUUUAGCUUUAGUUUGCACGAUAAAGUAAUUUCAUAAAUAUUUGUAUGGACAAAGGUUUAUACUGAUCACAAACCGUUAAUAGGAUUUUUUGGGAAAGAAGGCAAGAAUUCAAUAUGCGUGACAAGACUCCAAAGAUAUGUGCUUGAACUUGCUAUUUAUGAAUUUAAAAUUCAAUAUAGACCUUCUGCUAAAAUGGGCAAUGCGGAUUUUUGUUCGAGAUUCCCAUUGGAGCAGUCGGUUCCCAAUGAAAUUGACCUAGAGUUUAUAAAGAGUAUCAAUUUCAGUAAAGAUUUCCCAAUAGAUUUUGUAACGAUUGCCAAAGAGACGAAUAAUGAUGAAAAUUUACAACAAAUUAUGACAUUUUUGCAUGUUGGAUGGCCGAAAAAGUUAGACAAACGCUUCAUGGACUGUAAAUCUAGGGAAUGUGAACUCCCUAGAUGCUUGCAAUUAAAGCAAGACUUUUCGCUCGUCCUCUCUCGAGCGCUUACCAUGAGCUGCUGCUAUUUCAUCGAUUACAAUUUUAUAUUUCGAACUUCGCUCUUCAAGUUCGUUCAGAUUUGCGUGUUCUCCUGUCUCCACCUCAGCUUUCCAUUGAUCAUCUUCGGCCGUCCAUCCUCGCUCAUGUCUUGCCGCAUACUCUUCAUCAUGCUGUUUCCAUCUAGCAUAAAGCGCGACUUUUUCGGCCUGGCAUUCGUUAUCCAGAAGUCUCAGACAUUUGAUGGAUAAACGAGCUAGUUCAACGGAUGACAAUAUUUUAAUUUCGUUGUG
Molecule: messenger RNA, 4776 nt
Organism: Toxorhynchites rutilus septentrionalis
Lineage: Eukaryota; Metazoa; Arthropoda; Insecta; Diptera; Culicidae
Exons: 3
Coding region: 1483-2709 (408 amino acids)
Source: RefSeq, a predicted model, not a curated record